Trichoplusia ni (cabbage looper) is the source of this 5835-nucleotide messenger RNA. It is a transcript of the gene Eaat2, whose product is annotated as excitatory amino acid transporter. The record is from RefSeq and is a predicted model, not a curated record. NCBI's taxonomy places the organism in Eukaryota, Metazoa, Arthropoda, Insecta, Lepidoptera, Noctuidae. The transcript has 10 exons. Gene Ontology annotation, cellular component: plasma membrane. Bases 1625 to 3190 code for a protein of 521 amino acids. Gene Ontology annotation, molecular function: L-glutamate transmembrane transporter activity; neutral L-amino acid transmembrane transporter activity; glutamate:sodium symporter activity. Gene Ontology annotation, biological process: L-glutamate transmembrane transport.
CAACUUACAUUUCAACAAAUGUUAAUAUCUAGACAAAAUGUUCAAAUGUAUGGAAAUGACAUUUCGUUUCGGCAAGUCACGUUAUUUUGACCUGUCAUUUCUUUACAUUCGAGCUUUUUGUAUCGGAGAUUGAAAUACUCUUUUCUACAGUUCUAUGUCAUUUUCUAUAUCUUUAUUAUAAAAACCACCUCUUAUGGGUAUAUUAAUGAAGUUAUGCAUUGCUAUUUCUUAGAUUGCGGUAUCUAAGUUCUUUAUCAUCGCCUUCAAGUUCAAUAAACUGAAUAAAUUAAUAAUUAUUAUUUAAAGAACAAAAACAUAAAAUCGACUUAAAAAUAAUAAUGAUCACGUAAACCUUAAAAUAAUCCACAACAUCGAUUCAUCUAGUCCCAGGUUCUGAGGUUACGCAUUUUUAAUAUUUCAGUGGGUUAUAAACAUUAAAAAAAUACCGACGAAUUGAGAAAAAGCUACAUUGUGAAGGAGAUGGAAACAAAUAAAGCUUUUUUAAAUAGAAGAGCCUAAUAGAUAGGCUCUUCCUAAUGUGACCUUUUCAUCGAUCGUUUAAACGAAAUACAUAAAUAAUGCGGUACUUAAAGUAAUUAGGCAAUUUUUAUGAUAACGAAGGGAACCAAAGUAGAAAAACACAUUUCUAAAGAAACUUCAAUCAUGCCCAAAGAACACGUUUCUAACUUUACUUUCUAGUUUUAUUUAUUUAAUUUCUCCACAUUCAAAUAAAUUUCCAUUAAAUAAUUGAGCAAACUUACCAAGUAAUACAGCAAUUCAUGAUAAAUAUAACAUUAAUUUGAAUACCAUUGUUAAGUUCAUGUUAGUGAAUGCUUAUCUCUUUUGCGACUUAACAUUAUCAACCUCCAAUCGACAUUCUAUAGUUGUAUCGUUUUACGAUCGCAUGUUCAGGAUGUUUCGAAUUGUUUCAAUAUCAAGGACUUGGUCUAAAAUUAUUACAAAGUCAAGGCUAUAAAAGUAGAUACUAUUGAUUCUAUUGUUAAUCGAUGAAAAUCGUUUUGUAUACCUACAGUAAACCGACAGUGAUUUGUCAUACACACGUGGUACAAUAGCUGAAAGCAUCGAAAAAGCAAACAGCCUAUGUAAAAAAGAAAGAAAAAUACAUAAUUAAUCUGAUACCUUACAGUUUUUACCAUUUUCAGUGGUGACUUAAGAUGAAUAACCUGGCCAGGGUUCAAACUUGCAACAAGUUCAUAUGAUAACUAGGUCAAUAAACUACUGCCAUAGCCACUGAAAACCACCUUUACUGAAAUGAAAUCUCGAAGGCCAAGUUUUGAUCAAUACUUUUUUUUAGUUUCUCAAUUUUACAGAAUGCAUCACUUAAAAACGAAAACUUUAACGUCGAUAUACCUGAAAAUGAAUUACAGCGUCUAACGACAAAUGCAAUCUCUCACUAAUUAAACAUAAUACCUACAUAUAAUCAGCCUAAUAAUAAAACGGUGCAUAUUGUUUCCACGUUGUUAUGCCAUUCAAAUAUUUACAUAGCAUAUCAGUAGCUGUUUGGUGUUGCUUAGAGAUACCGAGGACUUUGCCAAGAUAGGAGAUACAUUCGAUUGAGUGUCAGAAUACUGAUCAUUGAAGGAAAUAAUAUCUGUUCGCGAAGAUGGGCCCAGGCGACAGGGGGCCGAAGACUACCGAGGAUCGAUCAGCUCCGGUUGAACGGACCGGAGUGAGGAAGUUCCUGGUGGACAAUGUUAUGCUGGUCGUGACAUUGGCUGGUGUCCUCACAGGGAUUGGCGUCGGUCUCGGUCUGCGUCCGUACCACUUGGGCCCUGACGCGUUAAUGAUAAUUUCUUACCCUGGGGAACUGUUCAUGAGGCUGCUCAAACUGAUGAUCUUGCCUUUGAUAAUAGCAAGUCUGAUCGCUGGCUCAGCUAGCUUGAAUGCGAAGAUGAGUGGAAAGAUCGCAGUGAGAACGUUACUGUAUUUUAUACUGACGUCUAUGUUUAAUGCGUUCUUGGGGAUCUUGUUAGCUACGAUGAUACACCCUGGCGUGCCAGAGAUCAGAUUGUAUGGAACUUUUGUUGAAGCGAAGAAAGAACAUAAAAUAUUGGACAGUAUUUUAGAUAUCGGCCGGAACAUAUUCCCGGACAACAUAGUCCAAGCAGCAUUCCAGCAAGCUCACACAGUGUACACGGAAGCACCUGCCGUGUUUGGCAGGAAUGUCACCGACAACGACACAGUGCCGGCUUUAGUCCGAGUGGUUGCAUAUCGGUCUGGCACCAACACUCUCGGUUUAGUAUUCUUCUGCCUCGUCUUCGGCAGUCUUCUGGGGACCUUAGGGGCCAAAGGUCAAGUGGUAAUAGACUUCUUCCAAGCGAUCUUCGAGGUUAUCAUGAAGAUGGUGACCGGGGUCAUGUGGUUUACCCCUAUAGGAGUCAGCAGUGUCAUCGCAGGAAAGAUUUUGGGAGUUAAUGACGUUGCUUCAGUGAUGUCUCAGCUCGCGUGGUUCAUCGCUACAGUAGCGGUCGGCGUAUUUUUCUACCAGCUGAUCGUCAUGCAGUUGAUUUACUUCCUCUUUCUUCGACGGAACCCAUACAAGUUCUACUGGGGGCUGUCGCAUGCCAUGCUCACCGCAUCAGCUACUGCUUCCACCGCGGCGGCGCUGCCGGUGACGCUGCGCGCGCUGGAGUCGCGGCUGGCGGUGGACGCGCGCGUGACGCGCUUCGUGCUGCCCAUCGGCUGCAACAUCAACAUGGACGGCACGGCGCUGUUCCUGGCCGUGGCCAGCGUCUUCGUCUGCCAGAUGAACAACAUACACCUCGGCUUCGCGCAGCUCGCUACUAUAUUCCUGACAUCGACGGCUGCGUCAGUAUCCUCAGCCUCGGUCCCGUCGGCCGCGAUGGUGUUGCUGCUGGUGGUGCUGGCGGCGGUGGACGCGCCCACUCACGACGUGUCGCUGCUGUUCGCUGUGGACUGGCUCGUUGACCGCAUCAGGACCACGAACAACAUGUUGGGUGACUGCUACGCUGCGGCUGUGGUCGAACAUCUCUCCAAGAACGAGCUGAUGGCCUGCGACGCUUUAACUGCGGACCCCUUGAACGGUUUGACACCUAACACUGAUGUUGACAUUGGAAUAGUGACUCCCAGUAAAAAGUCCAUCGGAUCUGAUGAAGUCAUCAUUGAUAUGCAUUUACACAAUCACUCAGACGCCGUCAAGCGGAUAUAGUGAAUUAGCUCUAAGGUCUACUUAUAUAACCUUUAGUCCUGCGGUACUCAACUAUUAGUAAUCUAUUAGGAAGGCCUAGGUUUGGACCAGUGGAGACUUAAAAUAUUCCUGGUUACAAGUGUCAUUUCUAUUAUUUCGUUAGAGAAAAUUACUCAAAUGUAUGAAAAGUACUUUAAUUUAUUUUGUGCCUAUCGAGUUCCACUUAUGGAUAGACCCCCUAGUUUCACCACAACACCUGAUCGCCAUCAACCUUCCGUCUUCAAGUCUGAGACCUUUUCGAAAUCUGUCAGAAUGGCUUCCUCAAAAUAGAGCGAAUAUGAACGAUUCAAAGGGUUUACAAUUGUAGAAAAGUCACUUGACUAGGACGCUGGUUUGGUGGAACCGAAUUUUCUAAGAAUGCAGCUUUAUAUAAUGAGGGCAAAAAUUCAACACUCACCGAUUCGGGUGUGUUUUUUCUGUUAAAAUGUUUCAAGGUAAAAUCUUAAUUAACUUUUUUAAUAGUAUAAGUUCCACUACCAAUUCACUGGUGUGUCACACUAUGUCUUAAGAUUUAAUUUUGGUAGAUCCUAAUUAUAUCUUCUCUUCAUAAUCAUGUUGAGUAUCGCUAAUUAGAUUAGGGGCAUUCAUUAGGCUUAAGCGUGUUUAGCUAGACAGGGUUGACCAGAGACGGCCUUACCUUUUUUUGAAAGGCAUUUUGGGUGUAACCUCAUGGGAAUUGGUUCAGCAAUUUUGGAGAACAAUACUUGUCAUUAAGUAAAUAAUAGCGUUUGGAUAUGUAUUGUAUUAUUAGGAAUUUUGUAGUUAUCAUUCAUAUAAAAAUAUUGUACGUCCGUUUAGUAUUGUUGUAACAUUUGUAGCUUAACAGUCGAUGUCUUUUAUUCGAUCGACUGCUUUAUAUCAUGUAUAAAUACUCAUAUAUAUCAAAAUUGGAAAAGGAUGAAAACACUAUACAAAUGAAGAUAAUCUUUGUUACUACCACAAGUAGUCGUUAAGGGUCCAAGAGAAACCCCUUUUUACACACUCCCUCACACAAAAGAGGCCGAUAUAGCUUUUUGUACCAUUCAUGAAUCAAUAGGAGGAAACGACACUUGAUUUUGGACGAUCAGUCGGUAUCUGGCCAUAUGAGAAUGGGGUGAACGAAUAUUUCCUGUAGAGAUAAGAAAAGUUCUCCACAAAAACCUAUAACAAAAUACAGAAUUUGUUACAAACUUCACCGAGUGAUGAUUAAAUGGAAACAGCAAUGAUCAUGACGUAAUGGGAACAAUUCGAAACGUGGACUAAGCAUAUCUCUCUUUAUUACAAUUUUUUACGUCUUUUUGUAACAUUUAAACGAAAUUUUCCAAAAACAUUUAUUUGUCGUAUCAGCUGUCAAGGUAUCAACAUAUAUUUUUAAGGCCUUUGAUUCUCAAUAAAACCUUAUCCAUGAAAAUUCGAUAAAGGACUGAAAUCCAGUAUUACUUCUGAAAGUUUAAUUUUUAAUUGUUAGUAUGAGCGCCAAUUUCAAUAAAUUUACUUGUCUGUUCAAAUAAAUCUUGAUUUUAAUAUGAGAAGGCUAUUUCUAAAUGUGUCUUGGCUAUCAAACAAAGCAAAAUUUAUAAUAGGUAUCUAUAUCCUCAAAUCGUUUACAAACAUUCUAAUAGGCUUAAAUGUUCUAACUUGGUUGGUCUAGUUUUAAUUAAAACUAGGCCCAUAUUCAUCAGUAUCUUACUCAAAGUGAAAACUUCUUGUUCUCUCAACUCUGUAUCAACUACACAAAAUACUUUACUUAUAAUUUGAUAUAAUGCAAGCACCUGCACUGCAAGCUCAUCUAGUGAAAGAAGUAUCGCAUGUUUUGCUAUACAUUGCCGUCUUUGUUUGAUCUCUUAUGAUACAGUAUCGGCGUGACCUGGCAAUGUACGGUGAUUUGCUCGAUUUUCUCACACAGUCUGAUUUUUUUUUAUGAUUACUCUACGACGCCAAGGACAUGAGUGUGCAUAUGGGACAACUUUUUUCGCAAUCACAAUUUUUCCAAUACUGUAUUCAGAUGAAUUAACUACGUUUAGAGAUCGACUAGAGCUACUACUUAAAAAUUUGGGAAAAGGCUAGAGACAGAAGAAAAUGUGCUUUGAUUAUCCCAAACUCAGGUACUGCUUGGUUUGUACCUAUAUUCGAUGGGCAUAUCUGAAAUUUCUGAAGUCUAAUCAAUUUAUUUUGUUCUCAAUUAUCAACAUCAGGGCUUAAAUUGGUUGAGGAGAAGAUUUACAAUCUAUCACAGCGUCUAACGAGGGUGUAUCAGAAGCUUUUUUUUAAAGACUUGUGAAAUCGAUUUCAUGUUGUCGUAAAGUAAUCAUUGCCACAAACAAUUUACUUUAUCUCCUAGAUCGCUGUCAAAGUUGGUGAUCAUUAUAAUAACAUUGGUAGUUGUAGAUCCAACUGUGAUAAUAAUAUAUUUAAUUUAUCAUUUUGUCAUAAUUUAGCUGUAAUUAUAAUUAUUUUGUUAAGAGACGGGUGAUUCUGUACAAAUAUACUGAAAUUGUUGCAAAAAAUAUCUUGAUGUAACCUACGCUAAAUUGCACAUUUUUGCAGAAUAUUCGUCUCUGAUAUUAAGUAUGUACCUAUUAUUUCAUAUGAAAUAAUCAUUUUUAAUAAACAAACAAUAAUCUUAC